AUGGACGUCGCCCUGGAGUUUCUCGAUCCCCUCGUUCUGGACAAUGCGUACGCAUGGGCUCUACCAAACAAAACCAUCGGCGUUCAGUCUGGCAAUGACACCUCAUUUCACGACUUUCCGACCGCACAAACGACUACUUCGCUCUGGGCGCGGGACAACAUCUACCGCCAAAUUGUAUCGAUCCUGGUGUUAACUCAGCUGGGCGCGAGCCUGCUGUACUUUGUUUUCAGUGCCUUUUCAUACUUCCUUAUCUUUGACAGGAGACUCGAAUAUCAUCCUCGAUUUCUGAAGAACCAGGUGCGCCAAGAGAUCAAGUCGUCUAUGUGGGCGGUCCCAUUCAUCAACAUCCUCACUCUGCCGAUUUUCUUGUCCGAGGUUCGGGGGCACAGCCUGCUCUACUCAAAGGCGAGCGAUUUUGGUUGGACUUGGAUGCUGGUCUCGACGAUUUUGUACAUGGCUUUCAACGAUAUUGCCAUCUACUGGAUUCAUCGCUUGGAGCACCAUCCUUCUGUGUACAAGUACAUUCACAAGCCGCACCACAAAUGGAUUGUGCCAACACCAUGGGCUGCCUUGGCCUUCCACCCCCUUGAUGGAUUUGUACAGUCUCUACCGUACCACGUCUUCCCCUUCAUCUGCCCCAUCCAAAGACACCUCUACAUGAUCCUCUUCGUGGCCGUACAAAUCUGGACCAUCUUCAUCCACGACGGCGACAUGAUCUCCGGACAUUGGACCGAAAAAUGGCUAAACAGCCCUGCGCACCACACAUUGCAUCACAUGUACUUCACGGUCAACUACGGCCAGUACUUCACCUGGGCCGACAGCUACUUUGGAUCGCAUCGCGCGCCACAACCCGAACUCGACCCUCUCCAUGACGCCCUGAAAGUUCUGCGAGCCAAGGGCCUUGUCGACGAGAACGACAACCUCAUCAAGAAGUCAAAAGCGGAAUAA
This is a messenger RNA of Didymosphaeria variabile, 948 nucleotides long. RefSeq names its product c-5 sterol desaturase. Gene Ontology annotation, molecular function: iron ion binding; oxidoreductase activity. NCBI's taxonomy places the organism in Eukaryota, Fungi, Ascomycota, Dothideomycetes, Pleosporales, Didymosphaeriaceae. Gene Ontology annotation, biological process: lipid biosynthetic process. Bases 1 to 948 code for a protein of 315 amino acids. The record is from RefSeq and is a predicted model, not a curated record. The transcript has 3 exons.